This is a messenger RNA of Porites evermanni, 966 nucleotides long. Lineage: Eukaryota; Metazoa; Cnidaria; Anthozoa; Scleractinia; Poritidae. The record is from the annotation of a GenBank genome assembly.
AUGAUGGAGAAGAAGUUUGCUAAUAAAGAUUUAGGAAUUGAGUUAAAAUCUUAUAUUGACAAACAGCAAAAUGUUUGGUUUCUUGGAAAAGAUGUAGCAACUAUUUUAGGUUACAAAGACACUAAUCAAGCAAUUAGAAAACAUGUUGAUGAAGAAGACCAAAAAAGCUGCCCCGCCAAAACGGCGGGUCAGGUUAAAAAAAGCUGCCCCGUCGAAACGACGGGUCAGGUAAAAAAAAGCUGCCCCGCCAAAACGGCGGGUCAGGUAAAAAAAAGCUGCCCCGUCGAAACGACGGGUCAGGUUAAAAAAAGCUGCCCCGUCGAAACGGCGGGUCAGGUUAGAUGGUGUAAUUUCAUAAAUGAAUCUGGGUUUUACUCCCUUUUAUUAUCAUCUAAAUUAGAAACUGCUAAAAAGUUCAAACACUGGGUAACAUCACUAGUCCUCCCAUCUAUCAGAAAAUAUGGUUAUUUUAAAAUGUUUGAUAACCGUUAUAAUAAAAUGUUCAAAAUAGAAAAUGAGACAGAUUUACAUUACAAAGUUGUUCAACUAAUUAGAAAUUAUUAUCCUGAUUCUAUAUUAGUAGCCGGACUGGGAGAGAAUCAAGAUACAGAGGAAAAAAGGCUAGAUUCGUAUAAAAAAGGAUAUCAACGAGGACAACCAGAUCUAAUGAUUCUAGAUUAUCACAGGGGAUAUAAAGGUCUCUGUAUUGAAUUCAAAUCACCAACUAACAAUUACUGUGUAACAGAAUCUCAACUGAAGAUGAAAGAAAAGUAUCGUAAUAAUGAUUAUGCAUUUAUUCUAAGUAAUGAUUACGAUAAGAUUAGCAAACUUAUACAUAAGUAUAUGGCUGGUGUUCGUAUUCUUUGUAAAUACUGCCCAAAAGCAUUUUGUAAUAAAGAAACACUAAAUAAUCAUUACAAAGUAAUACAUAGAAUUGAGAAAAAUAUAUUAUUUCCCAAAGUGUAA